CAAAGCUUUGCUAAAUUCAAAAAAGGAAAAGAACAAAGCUUUGCUUUCCCAUACGAGCUCCAUCGACGCUCGACGGCCAACACCGACACACAUGCUGCCCCAAUGCACCGAGCGCGUGCUCCUGCCAUCGUCGCCUCUCGCCUCCUCGUCCGCGACAACCAGCGCAUCACCGCCCUCGCCCGCGCUGGCGACCUGGCUGCGGCGCGCCGGGUGUUCGACGCCAUGCCCCGCCGCGACGUCGUCUCCUGGAACGCGCUCCUCACCGCGCUCUGGCGCGUCGGCCGGGACCUGCCCGCGGCGCGCCGCCUCUUCGACGACAUGCCGUCCCGCAACGUCAUCUCCUGGAACUCCGUCGUCGCCGGCUGCCUCGCGCACGGCGACCUCGCCGCCGCCUCCGCCUACUUCGCGCGCACCCCGCGUCGCAACGUGGCCUCGUGGAACGCCAUGCUUGCUGGGCUCGUCCGGCUCGGCUGCAUGAACGACGCGGAGAGGCUGUUCGGCGAAAUGCCUGAGAGGAACGUGGUGUCAUACACCACCAUGGUUGAUGGGCUCGCGCGACGUGGGGAGGUGGGUAGGGCACGUGCCGUGUUUGACGAAAUGCCGGAGAGGAACUUGGUGUCGUGGGCAGCGAUGAUAAGCGGGUAUGUUGACAACAGCAUGCUCGACGAGGCAAGAAAACUGUUUGCAGCGAUGCCAGAGAAGAAUGUCAUGGCAUGCACCGCCAUGAUCACUGGAUAUUGCAAGGGAGGAGAUGUGGAGAGCGCCAGGAAGCUUUUUGAUGAGAUUUAUGUCAAAGAUGUCAUCUCAUGGAACGCCAUGAUUACAGGGUAUGUUCAUAAUGGAUACGGAGAAGAAGCUUUGAAAUUGCACAUCAUAAUGCUCAGAGAAGGUACAAAACCAGAUCAUGCGACUCUUAUUGCAAUCCUGACAGCAUGCUCUGCUCUUGCUUUGCUCAGACAAGGAAGAUCAACACAUGCUGUUGCCGUCAAAACAAUGUUAGAAUCUAGCACAUCUUUUUGUAAUGCUUUGAUCACAAUGUAUAGCAAGUGUGGUGAUGUCACUGAGUCAGAGUUAGUCUUCAUAAAUCUUAAAAGCCAGGACAUUGUUUCGUGGAACACAAUGAUCGCGGCAUAUGCACAACAUGGCAAAUAUCAGAAAGCUAUUUCUCUCUUCCAUGAGAUGGAAACACGUGAGCUGAUACCGAAUGAUAUUACCAUCCUUAGUGUGCUAUCAGCAUGUGGGCAUGUUGGCAGGGUGGAUGACAGCUUGGAACUAUUUGAUCUUAUGUCAUCCAAAUACGCGAUAUGCCCAGGAGCUGAACACUAUGCUUGUAUUAUCGAUAUAUUGGGCCGAGCAGGACAGUUCGAGAAAGCGUGUAGUUACAUAAAAGACAUGCCAUUUGAAGCUGAGAAGAAUGUUUGGGGUGCAUUGCUUGGGGCUUCCAGGACUCAUGGCAAUGUGCAGUUGGGUGAACUUGCUGCGAAAAUGCUUGUGCAGUCACACUCAGGAAGUUCAGGGCCUUAUGUGAUGCUUUCAAAUAUAUAUGCUGCUGCUGGCAUGUGGGGUCAAGUCAAUCGAAUAAGAGGUCAAAUGAAGGAAAAUGGUGUGAAGAAACAACCUGGAUACAGCUGGACUGAAAUUGCUAAUAGAGUUCAUAUGUUUGUGGGUGGUGAUGCAUCUCAUCCAGAGAUGAACAAGAUCAUAUCUGAACUGAGAAAAAUCAGUUUUCAUAUGCAAAUGAUGGCCAAUGGAACUCAUACAAUGGUAGAGAUGUCCCAGGAAUCUGGAUAGGGCUUUUCAUACUCUUCAUGCGCACAUGUCAUUCACAGCAGCUGCUCGAUCAAAAUAUCUGUCUGUGAGUUCAAGGAUCAAAUUUACAGGCCAUAGAUUGUUUGUCUCAUGUACAUGGAUUCCCUGCAUGGCUUUUAAACAGAUGAGUCUAAUGGAUGUUAGUUAGUAUCAUGAUAAACCUGGGUUUUUUCCUUCAGUAAAAGAAGCCCCCCUGCUGUUUAUACAGAAAUUGAAACUAAAAUAUAGAAGAAACAGUCUUUAAAGUUAAUUUCCAUAAUCAUGGAAAUAAUUUUGUUCUGGGUGAUAAAACAAUCUUGAUCCAGUUUUACCUAGGAAUUUCUAGCUGCAACCUUGACUGAGAUGAACACAUGGUUGUCAGGUCAAUUAAUCACAAGGAAAAUGCUAUGGUUUGGUACUCCACGGAAUCAUGUAUGUAUUUUAGACAUUGCUUAGUGGGAUAUGCUUGCUGCAAUUUAUAUGGACAGAAGGGAUUCUAGACCUCCGUGAAAUUUACAUCGGUAACAAAGGAUUGAUGUUUGUCCAAUGAGGUCUUUAUUCCUCUUUUGUGCCCUUUGAUGUCAUUAAUUGGAAUUGGAAUCACCGCAAAAUUCAAUCCAGAGGAUGGUCAGCAGCAAGGAAAAUUAUGCAUACAGGAACAACCUUCUUAGGGAAUAGAGCAGUAGCUGCAUAUUGGUUUGCUUAAAUGGAAGUCACUUGUAUAUUUUGGUAAUCCAGAUGAACUGCCAUUUUCCUUGUCACAACAUUGGUCUAGCUGCUGCUGUUGCAAAUCCGAGUUUAGUAGUUGCAUGCUUUAUUUUGCUUUGGAUAUAUAGUGGAGAGAUGGUUUUCUAGUUUUUAUCUUCAGAGGUUAUGAUUGGUUAUGUGGACUGCAAUGCAGUUUUAUUUGAUUUUAUAUAAAUAAUAAACUCGCAACACAUCGUCAAGGAGGUUUAGAACUGGGAAA
Molecule: messenger RNA, 2755 nt
Organism: Hordeum vulgare subsp. vulgare (domesticated barley)
Lineage: Eukaryota; Viridiplantae; Streptophyta; Magnoliopsida; Poales; Poaceae
Product: pentatricopeptide repeat-containing protein At1g56690, mitochondrial-like
Exons: 2
Coding region: 103-1791 (562 amino acids)
Biological process (GO): RNA modification
Molecular function (GO): RNA binding; protein binding
Source: RefSeq, a predicted model, not a curated record